AUGACCGUCCCAAGGUCAAACCGAGCGGUCGUCCUGGCCGCUGUGGUCUUUAUCACCAUAUUUCUCGGUCUGGCGCAUUUCCACCUAAAGACGCCCAGCGAAACGGCCAUCCCAAGCAACAAAAGCAGCAACGAUAACAACGGCGAAGUCGACGAGCCUGCGCCUUUCAUCCCCGAGAAAGAAGCCGCCGCUGUGGCCCCGACUUUCGUUCCCGCUGUAGACGAAGGAAUUGGCGGUGCACCCGCUGUCGAGACCGUCACCGAAGUCGUCGAGGUUGAGCCAACACCAACACCGACCCCUCCCACCGCGGCCGACGCUGAGGCCGAGCACGACCACGACCACGAGCAUGAACAUGAACACAAAGUCACUCCCCAGAAGCCCGAUUUCGAUCCUGAAGAGGCUCCCAGCGACCCUGAAGAGCUCGCUGCCGCCGAAGCAGCCAACACCCCAACUCCUGUUCCUACUCCUUCUCCCGCCGACGAGGAAGAGUCUUUCGCUACACCCGAUGAACUCUCCGAAGCUCCCGCCCUGCCCGAAACCGUUUCCUCCGAAUUCAACCUUGAUGCCUUUACCCCCGAAAAAUGGAUUCGCCCCGCCGUAAAGGUCAACGAUCCUGAAUACUACCCCUACGGCCACUGGCCCUCCAAGCUCCCCUCCGACAAGCCCAUCUGGAACGAGCCUUUAGGCAAGAAGCUUUGCAUCGUCGAUCUUGAAAGUCGUCGUUUCGAUAAGCCUGGUUACCUAUGGUCGAACGAGAUGACCUGGAACAAGAGCCGAGAAGUCCACGGCCCGUCUGGUGGCACAUUGAACCACUGGGUCUACGCCAAGAUCCACGGAUACCAGUACUACCACAUCAAGAUCAACAGCUACCCCGACCGUCGCGAUUCCUGGAAGAAGCCCUCUGUCCUCGCACAAGUCCUCAAGAAGCAUGACGUCUGUGUCUUCAUUGACUCUGACGCCCUCUUCAACCGCCUCGAUCUCCCUCUCGAGUGGCUCAUGAACUACUGGAGCAUCACCCCCCAGAACAACUCCAUGGCUCUGCCUUUCGACCCCGACACCCAGCACAACCGCGACCGAAGGGGCAACCUGUUCCUCAACACUGGUUUCAUGAUCAUGCAGAACAAGAAGAAGACCUACGAAAUUUUCAAGGAGUGGGAUGAUUGUGCCAACGAUGGCGGCCGCUUCCCUGGUUGUACCGAGUUCCGCAACCGCAAGGGUUGGCAACCCACCGAUCAAGGUGGUUUCGGCACUUUCAUUCGCUACGCCUACGACAGCGAGAUUCUCUCGCUGCCCUGUACAGAGGCCAACGGUUUCCCUGAAAGCAACUCAGGCUGUGAUGGCAAGUUCAUCAAGCACGUCUGGAUUGGCAAGGAGGAUCGCCUUGUCCAGGCUGUCGGUGCUGUGUUCCCCGGUGUCCUGCUCGAGACCUUCCACAAGCAAUUCCUCAAGGAGUCAGAGAGCUUCAAGACUUCCGAGGACGAGCUUAUCGCUGCCAAUGGACGUCCGUGGUAA
This is a messenger RNA of Fusarium graminearum PH-1, 1512 nucleotides long. RefSeq lists its product as uncharacterized. Gene Ontology annotation, cellular component: Golgi membrane. Gene Ontology annotation, molecular function: glycosyltransferase activity. Gene Ontology annotation, biological process: protein N-linked glycosylation. The coding region runs from base 1 to 1512 and encodes 503 amino acids. Lineage: Eukaryota; Fungi; Ascomycota; Sordariomycetes; Hypocreales; Nectriaceae. The record is from RefSeq and is a predicted model, not a curated record. The transcript is spliced from 3 exons.